AGGCUGGGAAACUCAUUGUGACACACAAACAAAGCAUAGCAACCAAGGCCUCAAAGAAAGAUUGAAUAGCAACUUGACCCUUAAUUUAUUUUCACUGCAAUUUUGGUCCUUUGGUGUUGAGGGGUUUAAUUAUUGGUUCAUAGUUUUUAUAGUAGAAGCAGAGAGAGAACCACAACCAUUCAACCACCACUAGCUGUUGUUGCUCUUCACCAUGUCUGAGGGAUAUUACAAUUCCAAGAAGACUGAUGACAUCUGUGGAGAUGUUUGUAGCCAGGGAACUCGUGCAGUGUUGAGCAUAUCAAGGCUAAGAUGCAUUUUGCGAGGGUUGGACUUCAAGAGCUACAUAUUUUUGUUUGUGGUUGUUCCAAUGGGAAUCGUCUGUCUGUAUUUUCAUGGGCAGAAAAUUUCAUACUUUCUGAGACCCCUUUGGGAAUCUCCUCCAAAGCCCUUCUAUGAAAUCCCUCACUAUUAUCAUGAGAAUGUAUCAAUGCAGACUUUAUGCAGACUUCAUGGUUGGAGAAUUCGUGAAUCACCGAGACGAGUCUUUGAUGCUGUUCUGUUUAGUAAUGAAGUUGACAUCCUUACCAUUCGUUGGAAAGAAAUGUAUCCUUAUGUGACACGUUAUGUAAUCCUCGAAUCAAACUCAACAUUUACAGGAUUGCCCAAACCAUUGAUUUUUGCAGGUAAUAGGGACAAUUUUAGGUUUGUUGAGUCUAGAUUGACAUAUGGAGUGAUUGGGGGAAGAUUUAAGAAAGGUGAGAAUCCUUUUGUUGAAGAGGCAUACCAAAGAGUUGCCUUGGACAGGCUUCUUAAGAUAGCAGGAAUAGAAGAUGAUGAUCUCUUGAUAAUGUCUGAUGUUGAUGAGAUUCCUAGUGCUCACACAAUAAACCUCUUGAGGUGGUGCAAUGGCAUCCCUUCUGUUCUUCAUCUUCAAAUGAGGAACUACUUGUACUCUUUUGAGUUCUUUCUAGACAACCAAAGUUGGAGAGCAUCAGUUCAUAAAUACCAAACCGGCAAGACUUGUUAUGCACACUAUAGACAAGCUGAUGUCGUGUUGUCAGAUGCUGGCUGGCAUUGUAGCUUCUGUUUUCGCCAUAUAAGUGAUUUUGUAUUCAAGAUGAAAGCUUACAGCCACAAUGAUAGGGUGAGGUUCGCUCAUUACUUGAACCGUAACUGGAUUCAGGAUGUGAUAUGCAAAGGAGCUGACCUGUUUGACAUGCUUCCUGAAGAGUAUACAUUUAAGGAGAUUAUUGGGAAGAUGGGACCCAUUCCUCAUUCUUACUCAGCUGUUCAUCUUCCAUCAUAUUUGUUGAACAAUGCUGAGAAAUACAAAUACUUGUUGCCUGGUAACUGCAGAAGAGAAAGUAGCUGAACAUUUAGAAUAUGAGAUCCACUGACAUUGUGUGUAACAACAAAAGGAGCAGUAUUGAAUGACUUAUAUCCAUGGUGUGGUUAUCAUGGGACAGAUACACCUUUACACUAAGCAAAUGCAGGCCAUUCUUUGGAGAUAUGCACAAAUGAGGGGGCUUGUUGUUAGGGAAAUAUUGUUGCAACUUUUUGGCAAGCUUUUGUACCUUUUCUUAGGAUAUGUAUAAAUAACCCUACAUGUCUAAUAUGGUUGCAAGACAUUCCCAACCUUUUCUCGUGGGAAUUUGGAUUUCUUGGUCUAAGUUAUACACAUAUUCUAACCACUUAGGUUGUUAAAUGACUCAUGUCAAGUUUAAAUUAAUUCUAUAAUUCAAUUUUGAUUCAUUUCUCUAGUUUGUUUCUAAGGACAAGAAGUGAUAUUGUGGUUCCAUGCUUGUUAGAUUUCGGAACUUCAAUCUUUUAAUUCUCAAUAUAAAUUCAAUUGGUCAUGAUGAUUUUGUCUUCGUCCAACACUUUUCAUUGUGCACUCAAAGUCAUCCAAAGAAGAUAAAUGGACACGGGAACAAAAACUUUUUGCAUAAAUAUUUUUCGUAGCUGUUUGUUUUUCUUUUUCUGUUUUUGUAAAAUGGCUAUUUUAUUAUAAGUGGACUCUAUUGACUUGGUCGAGCUGUGCCAAUGGUUGGAUCUUUUUCCUUGGAAAUUGACCCCUUUAUUUAUGUUUUUCAUUUUGAAAGACUUGGAGGAACUAAAAACUUGUGGCUUUGCUUUGAGGAUUAAUCUUGGACCCCACCAUCCUAGCCUAACGAGCACGUCUUAAAAAUUAGAUUCCCACUAAGUGGAGUCUUUUUUCAACAAUCAAAUUCAUUGUGUAUUUGACUCUUCAAUGUUUUUCUAAGCAGUUUUGUUAUAUCUUCUUCUUUGUUUAGGUCUUAUUUUAUAAAGUAAACAUUAAAUAAAAGCAUAAAAUUUAUUUGUUUCC
Molecule: messenger RNA, 2347 nt
Organism: Abrus precatorius (Indian licorice)
Lineage: Eukaryota; Viridiplantae; Streptophyta; Magnoliopsida; Fabales; Fabaceae
Product: beta-1,4-mannosyl-glycoprotein 4-beta-N-acetylglucosaminyltransferase
Exons: 2
Coding region: 212-1372 (386 amino acids)
Biological process (GO): N-acetylglucosamine metabolic process; protein N-linked glycosylation
Cellular component (GO): membrane
Molecular function (GO): beta-1,4-mannosylglycoprotein 4-beta-N-acetylglucosaminyltransferase activity
Source: RefSeq, a predicted model, not a curated record